This is a messenger RNA of Mytilinidion resinicola, 1102 nucleotides long. RefSeq names its product kinase-like protein. Gene Ontology annotation, molecular function: protein kinase activity; ATP binding. The transcript has 2 exons. Gene Ontology annotation, cellular component: cytoplasm. The record is from RefSeq and is a predicted model, not a curated record. NCBI's taxonomy places the organism in Eukaryota, Fungi, Ascomycota, Dothideomycetes, Mytilinidiales, Mytilinidiaceae. Bases 216 to 1061 code for a protein of 281 amino acids. Gene Ontology annotation, biological process: signal transduction; protein phosphorylation.
AGCAGAAAUUGAUACUUGCGCUUGACUACAUGUGUAUGCUAUUGUAACACCUGUGUCCUUGCUGUGCGCUGCGUGAACCCUUUCGUGAUGGGCUGUGCCUAGAGACUACGCUAUAAGCCCCUGGCCUAGUCUACCCCUAAACUUGGGCUGCCGUAUCGCUAUCGACUUCGACCUACAACCCCGCUCUCACACAUCGAGCAUUCGUAUAUCGCAGAAUGCAGCGUCUAUCAUACAUUGGCAGCACUUCACACUUUUUCGGCGCUGGCGAUGGUGUUGUGAUAAAGUCGCCCAUGAAGAUUUGGGAAAGGAAUGCCAAUCGUCAAGUACUGGAGGCAAAAAACGCCGAAGCCAUUGGUAUUGAACGACAAAUUCUAGAAAGACUGGGCCCCCAUCCCAGAAUUGUUCCGUACCUGGGAGCGUAUGGCAGCUCCUCCACCAAGCUCAGCGAAGCCAGCAAUGGGACUCUGCAGGCGUAUUUGGAGGAGCAUAAUUUAACAAUUGGGGAGUCUCUUCGCUACGCAUGGUGCAUAGAGUUAGCCGAAGGCUUUGCGUAUAUAUACUCGAAGGGCGUGAUACAUUCAGACACGAGACUCGAUAACGUCCUAGUGAAUGCCAAGCUAGGUCUCUGGCUCUGCGACUUUGGUGGGUCGACGUGCGACGCGCUGGAAUUGAAUGGCGGACACUUUCCGGACGACCCGUUCUUUGACCCACGACUGGGUUUCGUCUCGACACAAGCAACCGAUAUCUUUAGCCUAGGGACUCUGUUGUUUAUUAUUCUCGCUGGCCACCUUCCCUUCGGAACCGGCCUCAAGGGGGAGCCGUUUGCUAACUGGAGUUCCUAUGAGGAACAUGUGUACAAACGUUUCGAGGCAGGAGAAUUUCCGGAUGUGGCUGGGUUGAUGGGCGGGAACGUAAUUUGGAGAUGCUGGCACCACAAGGAGGACUUUGGAUUCAAAACGGCGGCAGAUGUGGUCUUGGCCCUAAAAUCUCAACUGCUAGUGGCGCAUGUAGAGCGCCGGAGCGCUGCGGGCGGAGCGUGCAGGAAGAUAAUUGCUAGCUAAACGAGGCCCGACCCGUUCCGAAAUUUAUGGAGACUUUGCAU